Caenorhabditis briggsae is the source of this 135-nucleotide messenger RNA. NCBI's taxonomy places the organism in Eukaryota, Metazoa, Nematoda, Chromadorea, Rhabditida, Rhabditidae. The coding region runs from base 1 to 135 and encodes 44 amino acids. The transcript is spliced from 2 exons. The record is from RefSeq and is a predicted model, not a curated record.
AUGUCUCACGUUGACAGAUAUGAACUCCAACAAAACGGAGUAGAUUCUGGAAAGGAACGAAAGAGAUCCAGAAGUCGCAAAGCUCAACCUAAUCGAUCGACAAUUGACAAUCGUCCACCAUGGAAUAAUGGCUAG